This is a messenger RNA of Colletotrichum truncatum, 960 nucleotides long. NCBI's taxonomy places the organism in Eukaryota, Fungi, Ascomycota, Sordariomycetes, Glomerellales, Glomerellaceae. The record is from RefSeq and is a predicted model, not a curated record.
AUGGCCGUUGCGUCGAUACAGGAUCGAACUGCCGAGUUCAAGUCGGUUCUCGCGCAAGCACAACGUCGGCAGGCUUCGAGUAAAGUCGGGGCUCAACGUCGAUCUCUAUUGAGUGAUUCUCAAAAAGCUGCAGCCGAUGGCGACUCGAGGCCUCGACGAUCUGAAUUCGCACGUCAGGCGGCACAGAUUGGAAGGGGAAUAUCCGCCACGAUGGGCAAGCUGGAGAAGUUGGCAACCUUGGCGCGGCGCAGAACGCUGUUUGAUGACCGGCCUGUCGAGAUCAACGAGCUCACCUACAUUAUCAAGCAAGAUCUGAGCUCCCUCAACCAGCAGAUCGGUAACCUACAAGUUUUGACCCGUCAACAACAUCCUAAGGCCGACCAAGAAGGCGAACACAACAAGAAUGUUGUCUUUAUGCUUCAGGGCAAGCUAACAGACGUGUCCGCCAACUUCAAGGAUGUACUAGAAGAAAGGACGAAAAACAUACAGGCCUCUAGGUCAAGAACAGACAACUUCAUUUCCAGUGUCUCCCAGCAUGCGCAGCCGCCUUUGCAGCAGUCGGCGUCGCCCCUUUAUGGCACGCCGCAACGAGGAACUCCAUCGCCAGGGGCCGAUCUUCUGUCCUUGAACCCUCCUGGUGACCAGCAACUCCUUCUGAUGGAGGAGGCACAGCCGCAAAAUACGUAUAUUCAGGAAAGAGGCGCGGCAAUAGAAAGCAUUGAGUCAACGAUUGCCGAACUCGGAUCUAUCUUUGGACAGCUGGCAACCAUGGUAUCGGAGCAAAGCGAAAUGAUUCAGCGCAUUGAUGCAAACACAGAAGACGUCGUUGACAACGUUCAAGGCGCGCAACGAGAAUUGCUCAAGUAUUGGGGCCGUGUCUCCAGUAACAGGUGGCUGAUUGCCAAAAUGUUUGGAGUACUCAUGAUCUUCUUUCUACUUUGGGUCCUUAUUGCUGGCUGA